Brassica rapa (field mustard) is the source of this 1905-nucleotide messenger RNA. Its product is annotated as methyl-CpG-binding domain-containing protein 2. Gene Ontology annotation, molecular function: zinc ion binding; DNA binding. NCBI's taxonomy places the organism in Eukaryota, Viridiplantae, Streptophyta, Magnoliopsida, Brassicales, Brassicaceae. The record is from RefSeq and is a predicted model, not a curated record.
AUUUUCUAAAAAUUAUUAUCUUAUUAUUUUAUCAAUAUAUAUAUCAAAUUUUGAACCGGUCCAAAUUGGGACCGGCAUAAUUUAUUAAUUUAUAAAGAUUAUUAAUUUAUCGAGUAUUAAUUUAUAUAAGUUUUACUGUAUGUCCAUUUAAAUUUAAUGAUAUAAUCGAUUUUUUGGAUGAAUUAUCCUCUAGGCCGGCCCAACUAGAAGUCGAGCAAUCGAUGUUUUGGAUUACUUGUCUUCUGGACCGGCCCUUAUAGCAAUGGUUACUCAACAUCCAUGUGAAAAUAUAAUAAAAUUAUCUCUUAUAAAAUAUAAAUAAAAUAUAUGUAGAAAGGGAAUUAAAAUAUUUGUUACACUAUUUUAUAAAUAAAAUAUAUGUAGAAAGGGAAUUAAAAUAUUUGUCACACUAUUUUAUUAAUAAAAUAUAUGUAGAAAGGGUAUUAAAAUAUUAAAAUUUUGACUAAAUAUUUUAAUUCCCUUUUUACAUAUAUUUUAUUUAUAUUUCAUAAGAGAUAAUGGUGAAAUGCAAGUUUUACACAAUGAGCUUGCAAGAAACAUAUAUGUAAAAAAGGUAAAAUAUCAUCAAAGAUAUUGACUAAAACAGGUGAAAUAUGUAAAAUAUCUUUCUUAAACAGGUAAAAUAUCCUCAAAGAUUUGACUAAAACAUGUCUUUUUAUGCUAACAUAUUUAUGCAAAAAGGGAAUUAAAUCAUUUUAUAUCUCUCUCUCUUUUUAUUUAUAUGUCUCGACAACAGCACCCAACAAAUCUAAAAGCUCUUGUUCGAAUUGGUUCCCUGAGAUUGUCGGAUUAUCAAAAUCUGUAGAGGGAGCCUUAGCGGAUUCUCUCCGAAACCCAUCUUCUCUUCGUGAGGUGGUUCUGUAUUGAGUAUGUCGUCGCAAUCGUGCCAUGGGAAUGAAUCAAACAGUGUAAACAAGGAAGGAAAUGUUGCCCCUUCCUCUGUGAGCGAGAAUCAGUUGGUUCUGUAUGACCCCAGGGGGAAUGAAACCGAAGAAGAAGGAGCAGAACCUAACCAGUCUCAGACAUCUUCGCACAAAACACAGUGUCCUUCCAUUGGGGCUUUUACGGUCCAGUGCGCAACUUGUUUGAAAUGGAGGCUGAUGCCUUCGAUGGAGAAGUAUGAAGAGAUUAGGGAACAGAUUCUCGAAAAGCCGUUCUACUGCGAAACAGCUUGCGAGUGGAAGGCGAAUGUGACUUGUGAUGUUGCUGAAGAUAUCUCUCAAGAUGGAACCCGUGUCUGGGCUAUCGAUAGGCCUAGUAUAUCUCGCCCACCCGCUGGCUGGCAACGCCAACUCAGGAUUAGAGGUGAAGGUGGUACCAAAUUUGCUGAUGUAUAUUAUGUUACUCCUUCAGGAAAGAAGCUUCGAUCGAAUGUGGAGGUCCAAAAGUACUUGAAUGAGAACCCGGAAUACAUAACCCAAGGAGUGAAGCUUUCCCAGUUUUCGUUCCAAAUCCCCAAACCUCUGCGGGAGAACUAUGUAAGGAAGCGCCCAGCUCGGCCAAUGGAACCAAGCGACGCCCCUGUAGCUAUUGAAGCUAACCCACUCGCAUUGGUAUCCCCAGAUGCUCAGACACCAUUGCAGCCAACCGAGCCUGGACUUUGCACGCACUUGAAAAAGGCAAGAAGAUCAGAGCCAUCUAGCUAGACAAGACUCAACUAUCCCUCUUCGUUGUUCUUCGAUGUGAAUUGAGCAUAUAUUUAAUUUUUUUGGGUUGGGUACAUUGAAGAAAUUGAAGAGGACAUGUGGGUUUAGCUUGUUUUGUGUGUAUUAUCUAUUUCAAACUCCUUUAAUAGGCAGAAUAUUCGUCUUUUGUUACAAAGUUUCUGGAUAUCCAUGGAACUUCUUUCUUUCGUAAAUGUUUUUAUUAAACUCAAACUUGAUA